This is a messenger RNA of Oxyura jamaicensis (ruddy duck), 1771 nucleotides long. Its product is annotated as serine/threonine-protein kinase SBK2-like. The record is from RefSeq and is a predicted model, not a curated record. Gene Ontology annotation, biological process: peptidyl-threonine phosphorylation; peptidyl-serine phosphorylation. Gene Ontology annotation, molecular function: protein serine/threonine kinase activity; ATP binding. Lineage: Eukaryota; Metazoa; Chordata; Aves; Anseriformes; Anatidae.
AUGGGGCCCUCUUUCCCUCCUGAUUUUGAUGACAGCCUCAGGAGAAGCUCAGGUGGUGGCUUUGCAUUGGAUGAGACACUGACACCAGGGAUGGUGUCCCAGCAGCAGAGGGUGGCAGAUGGUUUGCUGCUCUGUGGAGAUGAAGACCUGGAGGAGUGGCUAGGAGACAUCCCAGUGAAAAAGGUUAAAAAUACACCUUUUCGGUCACCUUCAGCCCCGGGGCGGUGCCCCCUGGACCAGAGGCUGGGGAAGGGGCGGAGCGUCACGCUCAGCCCUGUAAUGCCUGGCAGCCCCUCCGGCUGCUCGGCACACCCAGAGGCAGCGGAGGCAGCAGAGGCGAGGCUGUCCACGGCUGUCUGUCCUGAGCUGCUGGAGAAGCGUUCAGCAAUGGCCGAGAGCUCAGCUGCAACAGCGGCAGUGACGGCAGCACCAACCGUGCUAGAUGAGCUCCUGGAGAUCACAGCUCAGAGCCUGGUGCGCACCGAGGUGGCUGAGCACUAUGAGGUUAUUCGGGAGCUGGGCAGGGGCAAGUAUGGCCAUGUGGUGCUAGUGACCCACAGGCAGAGAGGGACUCCAAUGGCUCUCAAGCUGCUGCCCAAAGCCAGUACCAAGCUGCACACCUUCCUCUAUGAGUACUGCGUGGCACUCUCCCUUGCCACCCACCCUGCUAUCAUUAGCAUGUUUGGAAUUGCAAUUGAAUCCAGCCAGUACUAUGGUUUCCUCUAUGAACCAGCGCUGCACAAAGACCUCAUCUCUAUCAUCAAACCCCGGGAUGGGAUCCCUGAACCGGCUGCCAAGCAGUGUGCCAAGCAGCUUGUGAGUGCGCUGGAGUUCAUCCACAGCCGGGGGCUCGUGUACCGUGAUGUCAAGCCUGAGAAUGUGCUGCUCUUUGAUCCUGAGUGCCGGCGCAUCAAACUGACUGACUUCGGGCUUACACGGCCCAAGGGUACCAAGCUCAAGCUGGUGGCUGGGGUAAUCCCCUACACUGCCCCUGAGCUGAGCAACACCACUGAUGCCCAGGGGGUGCCCAUUGACACAAGCUUGGAUGCCUGGGCUUUUGGCGUGCUGCUGUUCUGCCUGCUGACUGGCUACUUCCCCUGGGAGCAAAGCCUGCCCGACGACCCUUUCUUUGAGGACUUCAUGCUCUGGCAGGAGACAGGCCUGGAGGAGAACCUGCCUCGCCACUGGAAACGCCUGACAGCGGAGGCCGCCCUCAUGUUGCGGAGCCUGCUGGCCCUAGAUCCUGCCAAGCGUGGCCCUGUUGGCGGAGCUCUGCGCUACGUCGAUUGCCCCUGGCGGCUGGAGGACGGGUGUAGUGAGGGGGCUGCUGUGAAGCCCUAAAGCCUGCUCUCCAUGGGGGAGGGAAGGCAAGUCUCACCCUGCAAGGAGCUUCAGGGUUGGAGCCAUCAAGGUGGGCCUCCAGCAGAGCAGCUGUGAGAGACCAUGGUAACCCUAAGAGAAACUUCUCUACAGCAUUGUCCAUGCCACGAUGGAGUCAAGCUCCUUCCUCAUAUGAUGGUUCUCACCAGCACUGCUCAGCACUGCCCAGUGCCACCUCCUUGUACUUCCUUGGGGCUUGAAAAUAUCUCCUUUCUCUUGCAAGUGGUGGUCCUUGUGUGAAGUACCCACUUUCUUCCUGGUCUCUCAGGGGUAGUUUCCAGGGGCUGCAGUGCCUGUCUUGUCCUUGAAAUAGAGCAAGAUAUUUAUCUAUCUUUGUGUUUUUGUAUGUGGCUUGUCUUCUUUCAUAAUAAAAUGGGGGCUGUUUGCUGUG